Molecule: messenger RNA, 1290 nt
Organism: Colletotrichum destructivum
Lineage: Eukaryota; Fungi; Ascomycota; Sordariomycetes; Glomerellales; Glomerellaceae
Product: Putative FAD dependent oxidoreductase, FAD/NAD(P)-binding domain superfamily, MTOX family
Exons: 3
Coding region: 1-1290 (429 amino acids)
Molecular function (GO): proline dehydrogenase activity; L-pipecolate oxidase activity; sarcosine oxidase activity
Source: RefSeq, a predicted model, not a curated record
AUGGCCGAAGCCUCGAACAAGUCCUUCCUGAUCGUCGGCGCCGGCGUCUUUGGCGCCUCCACGGCGUUGCACCUCAUCAGAACGCACCCGAACGCCAGUGUGACCCUCGUCGACCGCAACGCCUACGACGCGCCCAUCCGCGUGGCCGCCUCGUGGGACUGGAACAAGGUCGUGCGCGCCGACUACCUUGACAUCGAGUACAUGCGGCUUACGCUCGAAGCCAAAAAGCACUGGUCUGAGGACCCCCUCUGGAAGCCCUUUUACCACGAGAGCGGCGUCUACUGGGUAUCGCCCAGCAACUUUGCCGAGCGGAUGCAGGAGAACUACAAGCAGCUCGGUGUCGACUCGGGUCUCUUCUCCCUGUCUGUGGACGAGGCUAAGAAGCAGUACGGCGGCAUCUUCGCGGACGCCGACUUCACCGGCGUCAAGGAGGUGUUUGUGAACAAGAACAGCGGGUGGGGCGAGGCCAAGGAGGCGCUGCAGAGGACGAUUGAGGAGGCCGUCAGGCUGGGCGUCAAGUACGUCGAGGCGGAGAUUUCAAGACUCGAGUUCGAUGCCGGCGGUGCUGCAACAGGCGUGCAGACAGUCGAGGGCGAGUCCAUCAACGCGGCGCACGUCAUCUUGUCCACGGGCGCUUACACGGCCAAGUUGCUGGCCGACAGCGCCCCUGAGCGGACUGAGCUCCAUGCUGGGGACCGAUUUGUUGCCGCCGCCGUGACCGAGGGCUUCACGCCUGUCACCGGAGAAAAUGCCAAAGAUCUCUACGACGGGCCGGUUGGUAUCUCAACUGUACCUCCGUCGAGAGGUGCGAGCAACGGAAGCGUCCCCCAUUCGAAAGACAAGACCCUCAAGUUCUGGGGCCAGAUCAUCUUCAGGAACACGCAGUCCCAUCCCAACGGCAGCCGGUUCUCAGCCCCACCGCCGGCCUCGGACUACGCGCAGCUCGAUGUGCCCAAGACGCUGAGAGACGAUGUGGAUUUUGCCGGCAAGAGUCUCUUCGGCAAGAGUAGUGCCGAUUUCAAGAACGAGAACUACCGUAUCUGCUGGGAGGCCGUGACGCCGGACGAAGACUUCAUCAUCUCCCCGCACUCUGCGAGCAAGAAUCUGUACGUUGCCACCUGCGGAUCCUUCCACGGCUGGAAGUUUCUGCCCAUCCUGGGCAAGUAUGUGGUGCAGAUGCUCGAGGGGUCUCUGGAGGAGAAGCUGGCCAAGAAGUGGUCGUGGGAUCGAUCGUUCCCUACUCCAACUCACAGAGCGUGGCCUAGGAGAGAGCUUAGUGAUUUACAAUAG